Molecule: messenger RNA, 1667 nt
Organism: Budorcas taxicolor (takin)
Lineage: Eukaryota; Metazoa; Chordata; Mammalia; Artiodactyla; Bovidae
Gene: ACAT1
Product: acetyl-CoA acetyltransferase 1
Exons: 12
Coding region: 74-1357 (427 amino acids)
Biological process (GO): fatty acid beta-oxidation
Molecular function (GO): acetyl-CoA C-acetyltransferase activity
Source: RefSeq, a predicted model, not a curated record
GAAGGAGCUGAGUCGGGGUCGCGCCGCGCCGCGCCUGCCUGCCCUUCUAAGCCGGAGACAGAAGGCGGAGGUCAUGCCUGUGUUAGCGGCUCUUCUGCGGCGCGGCGCGCGCGGGCGCGGCCUCCUGCUUCAGAGGCGGGUGCAGGAAAUAAGGUAUGCGGAGCGAAGUUAUGUAUCAAAACCCACUUUGAACGAAGUGGUCAUAGUAAGUGCUACAAGAACACCCAUUGGGUCCUUUCUAGGCAGUCUUUCCUCUCUGGCAGCCACUAAACUUGGUUCCAUUGCAAUUCAGGGAGCCAUUGAAAAGGCAGGGAUUCCAAAAGAAGAAGUGAAAGAAGCAUACAUGGGGAAUGUUCUACAAGGAGGUGAAGGACAGGCCCCUACAAGGCAAGCAGUACUGGGUGCAGGCUUACCUAUUUCUACUCCAUGUACCACUAUAAACAAAGUUUGUGCCUCAGGAAUGAAAGCUAUCAUGAUGGCCUCUCAGAAUCUUAUGUGUGGACAUCAGGACGUGAUGGUGGCAGGUGGGAUGGAGAGCAUGUCCAAUGUCCCCUAUGUAAUGAACAGAGGAGCAACACCGUAUGGUGGGGUAAAGCUUGAAGAUUUGAUUGUAAAAGAUGGACUAACUGAUGUCUACAAUAAAAUUCAUAUGGGCAACUGUGCUGAAAAUACUGCAAAGAAGCUGAAUAUUGCACGAGAGGAACAGGAUACUUAUGCUCUUAAUUCUUAUACCAGAAGUAAAGCAGCAUGGGAAGGUGGAAGAUUUGGAAAUGAAGUUGUUCCUGUCACAAUUACAGUAAAAGGUAAACCAGAUGUAGUGGUGAAGGAAGAUGAAGAAUAUAAACGUGUUGAUUUUAGCAAAAUUCCAAAGCUGAAGACGGUUUUCCAAAGAGAAAAUGGUACAGUAACAGCUGCCAAUGCCAGCACACUGAAUGAUGGAGCAGCUGCUGUGGUUCUGAUGACUGCAGAUGCAGCUAAGAGGCUCAACGUUAAACCACUGGCAAGAAUAGCAGCAUUUGCUGAUGCUGCUGUAGAACCUAUUGAUUUUCCAAUUGCACCUGCAUAUGCUGUUCCUAAGGUUCUUAAAGAUGCAGGUUUGAAAAAAGAAGAUAUUACUAUGUGGGAAGUAAAUGAAGCCUUUAGUUUGGUCGUACUGGCAAACAUUAAAAUGCUAGAGAUUGAUCCCCAAAAAGUGAAUAUCAACGGAGGAGCUGUUUCUCUUGGACAUCCAAUUGGGAUGUCUGGAGCCAGAAUUGUUGUCCAUUUGGCUCAUGCGUUGAAGCAAGGAGAAUAUGGUCUUGCCAGUAUUUGCAACGGAGGAGGAGGUGCUUCUGCCAUGCUGAUCCAAAAGCUGUAGACGACUUCUGUUGUCUAAGGCGACAACCCUAUGUAGCUAGAAAGGGCUGCUGUAAUCAGGGUGACUUCUGUCAAAAUAAUCGGGUCCGCCUGUAUCAGAACAAUUUAUUUAAAUUUUGAUUAUUUUCAACUGUUUUAAAAAAAUAAGGUAAAAAGAUAAAAUCCUAAAACCUUUUGAGAUUAUAGAAGUUUUUUCUUCUUUACAUUUUUUAUAAUGUUGAACAGAUUUUUGUUAUAAAGCUAUAUUAUUUGAAAUACCAUUGUGCGUGAUUAUGUUAGUGACUUAUAAGUAGAAGCUUCCAUGUUAGAGA